Molecule: messenger RNA, 1203 nt
Organism: Paramuricea clavata
Lineage: Eukaryota; Metazoa; Cnidaria; Anthozoa; Malacalcyonacea; Plexauridae
Source: the annotation of a GenBank genome assembly
AUGGAGCGGCAGUGGAAGUCCAAAUCUGAAUUCUCUAUUUCCAGAAACCAUGGCGACCGUUUGUAUGGCGUGUAUAAAUCACCGUUUUUUUAUUUUCCAGAAAAGUCAACUAGUGCUUUUGUUACAACGAUGCUUGAUUCAAGUCACCAUCAAAACGACGCGGAUAAUGGAAUUCCUGAUAUCAGGGAUACGGGGAAUAGGAAGAAAUACGAAACGCAGGAUGGUUUUGAAACUGGAAGCAGUUUUGAGGACAAAUUUAAUAGUUGUGUCGGUAUUAAGACAUUUCAUACACAGACUUCAAGGCACGCUGAGCCCGAAGUAAAUGCCUUGGAUUACAGCGAAGGUUGGCAGGAAAGACUUUUGGAAAAAGCCAAGGAAAUGAAAGCGAAACACUUGGCAAGGAAACGAAAAGUUUUGCAGAAACGACUGGUCGAUGAACAAACAUUAGAGGAGAAGCGGUGUCUAGUGGAACUGUAUGGAUCAACAGGAACCCGUAGGAAUAAAAGUAACAAACAUGAGGGGAUUAAUUGGGAUAAUAAUGGGUCUUGGUUGAUGGGUAGUGAUUAUGAGUCACCUACGGGGUCACUACACAAAGAUAUAGGUAUGGGGAUUUAUAUGGAUAACCAUGAAUCUCAGAGAGUUGAUGGGGAUACCGGUUAUGGAUAUCCAGGAAUUAACACGGAUAAAAGGCAUGUAUCUUAUGGGAUCGACAUAGAAGAUCGACAUAAGGAAGACAGGACUAACAUGGAUAAUCAUGGAUAUCAAGCUACACAAUCUGACGGAAAAGAUUUAAAGCGUGUAGGGUCAAGUUAUGAGAAUUUUAGAAACAAUCCCGUCAUUAUUCAACCCUAUCGUUUGGAGAAAUUUAACUCAACGAAAGACGAAAUCUUGCUUCAAAGACUUAACCUUGACCUCGACGCUGCAGACUUGCCUGAUCAACUGCGAGAACUCAUACCCAGACCUAAAUCUGCGCCGUCGAUUCCUAGCAAGUGUCGGAAGUAUGUGUUGGUCGCCACCGACUCGGAGACCACGUCAUGUGAUCGACCAGCACCCACCGCGCUCGAAGAAAUGUUAAUGUCACAAAGAUUUCCAAAGUCCAACUUGGGGCAGCUUAGAUCAAGGAGUUGUUCACCGCUUAUUUCCGAGAUAAGGCGACCGUAUUCUAUUCAGAAAAUGCAGAAUGUUAAUAUGUCAUGUAAAUAA